AUGCAGGGUGUCCCCAGGACAUGGGGACACUCGGGACAGGGGACCCGCGUGUCACGGUCCGACGUCCCCGUGUCCCGCAGGAGGUUCUACAAGGACAUGCCCCACAACGCGCUGGACAAGAAAUCCAACUUCGAGUUCCUGGAGAAGGAGGUGGGGCUGGACCUGUUCUUCCCCAGCCAGAUGCAGGAGAACCUGAAGCCGCGGCAGCUGCGUCGGAUGAUCCAGCAGACGUUCCAGCAGUUUGCGCAGCUGCGCGAGGACGAGUGCGUCCUGAAAUUCCUGAUGACCCUCAGCGCCUGCGCCCCCAUCGAGCAGGAGAGCUUCCGCUGCCAGCUCGCCCAAGGGUGGAACAUCACGGUGGAUCUGGUCAUCGGCCCCAAGGGCAUCCGCCAGCUCACCGCCAAGGACUCCAAGCCCACCUGCCUGGCGGAAUUCCGGGAUAUCCGAUCCAUCCGCUGCUCGGCGGCCGAGGACGGGCAGGCGCUGCUGCAGCUGGCGCUCAGCGGGAACCCCCAGUCGCUGGCGAUCCGGACGUCGUCGCUGGCGGAGGCGGAGAACAUGGCCGACCUCAUCGACGGCUACUGCCGGCUCCAGGGGGACUCCGAGACGUCGCUGAUCGCGUUCCCGAGGAAAGACCGGGAGAAGCGGAUCAGCCUCCCGCAGAUCCCGGCCCCGAAUCUGGGAGAGAGGAAUUCCAGCGUUUCCCACAGCGCCAGCGGCGAUUCCGAGAUCUACGCCGAGAUCCUGGACGAGUCCUCGCGGCCCAGAUCCGGAGCCCAACCCUUCGGAAUCUCCCGCGACGCCGUCGCCCUGGGCCGCAUCCUGGGAGAAGGAUUCUUCGGAGAGGUUUUCCAGGGAAUCUACACCGCUCCCGGACCAUUUCCAUGCAGGAUUUGGGGGGGCCGGACUCCCCAAACUCUUUUCCCGAGGUUUGGGAUGCAUCCUUGCAUCCCGGAGGAGCACCGGAUCCUCCGGAGCUCUCCUCCCGCUGAGCUUCCCGAUCCCGCUUUUCCCGCUUCCCGUUUUCCCGCAGAUUCCGAGAUCUACGCCGAGAUCCUGGACGAGUCCUCGCGGCCCAGAUCCGGAGCCCAACCCUUCGGAAUCUCCCGCGACGCCGUCGCCCUGGGCCGCAUCCUGGGAGAAGGAUUCUUCGGAGAGGUUUUCCAGGGAAUCUACACCGCUCCCGGCGGGGAGCGCGUGGACGUGGCCGUCAAGACCUGCAAGAAGGAUUGCAGCCCGGAAAACCGGGAGAAAUUCCUCAGCGAAGCCGUGCUGAUGAAGAAGCUGGACCACCCCCACAUCGUCAAACUCAUCGGCAUCACCGAGGACGAGCCCACCUGGAUCGUCAUGGAGCUCUAUCCCUACGGAGAGCUGGGGCAGUUUCUGGAGCGUCGUCGGGCGGAGCUGGCGGUGCCCAGGCUGGUGCUGUACGCGCUGCAGGUGGGGAAGGCCCUGGCCUACCUGGAGGCGCUCAGCUGCGUCCAUCGGGACAUCGCCGUGCGGAACGUCCUGGUGGCCUCCCCGGAAUGCGUCAAGCUGGGAGACUUCGGCCUCUCCCGCUACAUCGAGGACGAGGAGUACUACAAAGCUUCCGUCAGCCGCCUUCCCAUCAAGUGGAUGGCGCCGGAAUCCAUCAACUUCCGACGCUUCACCACCGCCAGCGACGUCUGGAUGUUCGCCGUGUGCGUGUGGGAGAUCCUGAGUUUCGGGAAGCAGCCGUUCUUCUGGCUGGAAAACCGGGAUGUGAUCGGAGUCCUGGAAAAGGGGGACCGGCUCCCCAAGCCCGAGCGCUGCCCGCCCCCGCUCUACGCGCUCCUGACGCGCUGCUGGGACUACGAUCCCGGGGAACGGCCCAGGUUCCAGGAGCUGGUCUGCAGCCUCAGCGACAUUUACCUGAUGGAGAAGGAGCUGGCCCAGGAGCAGGAGAGGAACAACCGGCACCGCGCUCCCAAAAUCCUGGAGCCGCCGACAUUCCAGGAGCCGCCUCCCAAGCCCAGCAGGCCCCUGUACAAGCCGCCAUCCCAGAAUAAUCUCCUGGCUCCCAAGCUGCAGUUCCAGGUUCCGGAGGGGCUCUGCGCCAGCUCUCCCACCCUCGCCAGUCCCGCCGAGUACCAGACUCCGGCAAAUUCCCGGCGCUCUCCUCCUCCUCCCGGCCGCCACAGCGCCUUCAAGCGCCGCAGCGUGAGGGAGGAGGAUUUCCAGCGGCCGCGGAGCCGGGAGGAGGCGCAGGAGCUGCUGGAGCUGGAGCGGCUGCGGGUGGAGCGCGCCAUGGAGCGCCAGCAGCGCCAGAUGCUGGAGGACGAGCGCUGGCUGCGACAGGAGGUCCAGAGCCUGGAUCCCAAGGUUUUCCUGACCAACAACAUUCCUCCGCUGCUCCCAGAGAAGGAGACGGAUUACACGCAAUUCACGGGGCCCCCCCAGAAACCUCCGCGGCUCGGAGCUCAGCCCGCGGCGCAGCCGGAGCGCCGGGAUGAUCCGGUUUACGGGAACGUCACGGAUCUGGUGCGGGCCGUGCUGCGGCUGAAGAACGAGAUCGGCCUGGUGCCUCCCGACGGAUACAUCCUGGUGGUCAAGGACAUCGGCCUUUCCCUACGGAAACUCAUCGGGAGCGUCGACGAGAUCCUUCCCGACCUCCCGCCCUCUUCCCGCACCGAGAUCGAGGGCACCCAGAAGCUGCUGAACAAGGACUUGGCCAACCUGAUCGGGAAGAUGCGGCUGGCGCAGCAGAAUUCCGGCACUUCCCUCCGCUCGGAAUUCCAGCGGCAGAUGCUGACGGCCUCCCACGCCCUGGCCGUGGACGCCAAGAACCUUCUGGAUUCCGUGGAUCAGGCCAAGCUCCGGGCCAAUCCCGGCUCGGAAUGACGGAGGGAAGGCGGGAAAAGACAGGCGGAGACGGAAGAAAAGCCGGGGCGGAUCCGGGAGGAUCCGGGAGGAUCCGCUGUCGUUUUUUUCCCCCUCUUCCCGCUUUUUUUUUUGUUGUUGUUGUUCCCUGCUGCUCGCGUCUGUCGGUGUCGCCUUGCUCUUGGGGGGAGGCGUCCGUCUGUCCGUCCGGGUGUCCGUCCGGGGGGGUUUUCCCGGGAAAAGAAGUGGUUUUCCUGGGAAAAGAGAGGGCUUUUCCUGGGAAAAGAAGGGGUUUUCCCAGGAAAAAGAAAAAGAAGUUUUCCUGGAAAAAGAAGGGGUUUUCCCGGGAAAAAGAGAGGGGUUUUCCUGGGAAAAGAGGGGGGUUUUCCUGGGAAAAGGAAGGAGUUUUCUCGGGAAAAAGAAGGAGUUUUCCCAGGAAAAGGAAGGGGUUUUCCCAGGGGAAAAAGAGAGGGGUUUUUCCAGGAAAAAGGAAGGAGUU
This is a messenger RNA of Cyanistes caeruleus (blue tit), 3340 nucleotides long. The record is from RefSeq and is a predicted model, not a curated record. NCBI's taxonomy places the organism in Eukaryota, Metazoa, Chordata, Aves, Passeriformes, Paridae.